AUGGCGGGACGAAACCAGAAGGGAUCAGCAUCGGAAUCCGAAACAAAUUCACGAUACAACAGCCACCACGCAAGUUCCACCACCGGCAACUCCAACUCCUCAACCACAAACAAUCCCUCGGCCGCAACUACAAACACAACAACAGCAGCAGCAGCAGCAGCAGCAGCUUCUUCUUCUUCAUCCAACCAACAACAACAACAACAGUCUCAACAGUCACAGCAGUCACAGCAGACGCAGACACAACCGAAAACAUCGCAAAAAGUCAAGGCCCAAAUCGCGCUUCAACAACAGCAAACUUUCCUCCAGAAACACAUCAACUCGAAUGGGCCCCGCGAUAAGCCACGCAAGGACCCCUUGGACUUUGAGACGAUGGACGAUGCAAUCUUGCUCAAGUACAGCGACCGCUACGGCUUCAACUUGCCGCGGCCCGAGCUGAUCAACUCGGAGAUCUUAAACUCGGAAAUCGGCAAAAAGACAUAUAGCAAGCGCGCGCAGAUGAAGCGGGCUGAGCAGAUGCAAAGAGAGCUGGAGCGCGGCGAUGGAGGUAAAGAGGAAGGCUCGCUUCUGCUGCAGCUGCUGCAAAGGGAGUUUCUGGUGAAAAACCCCGGUGGCGGAAAGAGCCGCAUUAGCAAGAAGGAGUUUGCCCUGCAUGUCAAGGCCCAUUUUUUGAGCUUGACUGCUAAGGAAAACGAUAUCAUUACUGGGUUUUUGUACAAGGUGAAGCAUCAGGAUAAGGAGUUCAAGCUUACUUUCCAAUAG
This is a messenger RNA of Lodderomyces beijingensis, 759 nucleotides long. NCBI's taxonomy places the organism in Eukaryota, Fungi, Ascomycota, Pichiomycetes, Serinales, Debaryomycetaceae. The record is from the annotation of a GenBank genome assembly.